Podarcis muralis (Common wall lizard) is the source of this 1404-nucleotide messenger RNA. NCBI's taxonomy places the organism in Eukaryota, Metazoa, Chordata, Lepidosauria, Squamata, Lacertidae. The record is from RefSeq and is a predicted model, not a curated record.
AUGAUGCUCAACCCUCCCCUGGGUCACUCCGAGGAGGAGGAGAAGGUGUUGGACGAUGAGGACAAUGAGAUGAGCCAAGCAGAGACUGGCCGUGUGGACAAGAACAUCCCCUUGGUGACAGGGCAUACGGCCCCCGUGCUGGACAUUGACUGGUGCCCCCACAAUGACAACGUCAUUGCCAGUGCCUCCGAGGACACAACAGUCAUGGUCUGGCAGAUCCCUGACUACAUCCCCAUGCGCAACCUGACGGAGCCAGUCGUCACCCUCGAAGGGCAUUCCAAGCGUGUGGGGAUCCUGACUUGGCACCCCACAGCACGCAACAUCCUACUGAGCGCAGGGGGCGACAACGUCAUCAUCCUCUGGAACGUGGGCACUGGGGAGGCGCUCCUGACCCUGGAUGACCUGCACACCGACCUCAUCUACAAUGUCUGCUGGAACCACAACGGGAGCCUCUUUGUCACCACCUGCAAGGACAAGCACCUGCGAAUCAUUGACCCCCGGCAACACCUGGUUGUGGCAGAGAAAUUCAAGCCCCACGAAGGCGCCCGUCCCGUCCGAGCCAUCUUCAUGGCCGAUGGCAAAGUCUUCACCACCGGGUUUAGCAAGAUGAGCGAGCGGCAGCUAGCGCUUUGGGACUUGGAAAGGUUUGCCCCCCACGAAGGGAUGCGGCCGAUGAGGGCCGUCUUCACCCGCGACGGACUCGUCUUCACCACGGGGUUCACUCGCAUGAGCCAGCGAGAGCUGGGACUCUGGGAUCCGGGGGACAGCAGCAUCCGGUACUUUGAGAUCACGGACGAAGCCCCCUACGUCCAUUACCUGAGCACCUACAGCAGCAAAGAACCCCAGCGAGGGAUGGGCUUCAUGCCCAAGAGAGGCCUGGAUGUCAGCAAAUGCGAGAUUGCCAGGUUUUUCAAGCUGCACGAGCGCAAAUGCGAGCCCAUUGGUUAUGACCGUUCCACGAAAGGUGAGCAAAUUGGAAGAUUCGGGGGACCGUGGUCUGACCUCUUCCAAGACGAUUUAUAUCCUGACACGCCGGGGCCUGAACCCGCACUCGAGGCAGACGAGUGGCUGUCGGGAAAGGACGCGGAGCCUAUCCUGGUUUCGUUACGGGACGGCUAUGUCCCCGUCAAGAACCGGGAGCUCAAGGUCACCAAAAGAACAUCCUGGACAGCAGGCCCCCCACGGGCCACGGCGAAGCCAGUCCACUUGCGACACAAAUUUUUCGGUGAGUUUUUCUCAUCCCCUCAGGGGCGGGAGAGGGAUGUCAACUUGACGGCUCGUUCUGCGUUGGAGGAGCUUCUGGAAGAGAUCCGGUCCUUGCGGCAAACUGUCCAAGCUCACGAGAAGCGCAUCUCUGACCUGGAAAACAAACUCUGGCCAGUUUCACCCAACGGGACGGACUAG